UUUCGUUCAAGAUUAAUUUAUUUCUUAUGAGAUGUGGCACAUUACAAGGUAGAAUAUUAAUAGCUAAACAUAAAACACACAUACAAAACCAAAUGAGACUAAAGAAAUAUUUAGGUUUAGCAACAUUGGUAAUGUUAUGACUUGUGAGUUAUGACUUAUAUAUGACCAACAAUGAAUCCAGUAGUGUUUUCUGUUUUUUUAAACCAAUUAAUAGUUUCGAUAGGCAUACGAAACUUGACUCGUUAAACGUUCUAACUCCCUCAGAAAUAUAAUACUGUUUAGAAUUUGUAGUAGAAGAAAUAGACAACUGUUUAUAGUUCAAAGUCAAACCUAACAUAUAUCAUUUGCCAGAAUGAGUACGAAUUGUAAUUAUUACGAUCAGGAUUACGCUCUUUUACAAGUUGUUUCUACCAAACCAAAUACUUUUCAUUUGUAUGACUAAAGCAUAGUAAUUUAAUAAACUUUAUAUUUCAUAACGAAUUAACGCGUGACUACUGCAUUUAAUAAUAAAUAAACAUGUUCAAGCUUUUUUGUAAUAUUAAUGCUUAAAAAAUAUAUAUAUAUAUAUAUAAAUGCUUGAUAUUGAUAUAAAAAUAUGAUAAGCCUAUUUAUCAAUGCAUAUAUAUAUAUAUAUCAUAUAGUUCUAUAUAAUUACUAAUUAGUCAAAAUAUAAAAAAACGUAUAAGAAAUAUGAGCAAGGGAGUAUUUUUGCAGAAGUUGUUGAUAAAGAAAUUUGCUGUUCGAGCUUCACUACCCACUUCAACAUAUGUCACUCUUUUUUUUGUUUUUGCAACAACAUAAAUUUAUUUUAUCUUGCAAGCAACGCAAUUAAAUAUCAGAGGACAAACACAUGUUGAAAUGGAUCUCCAUUUCGUUUGUAAAAAAAGUUGAUGUGGGACGUGUUAAAGUUUUUUUUUUCAGGCUCAUGGGUCUACAGUCUUCUUACACUGUUCAAUUAGGAUUUCAGUUCUGUUUUUCAUUUUUUUAUAUUUCAAUUUAUAAGAACUACCUAACAUAUUAAAACCAUAUUUACUUUAGUUUAGUUCAGUUUAUAUACUUUCGAUUUAUUCAGUUUUAUACCAAAAAACCAUAACUUUAAUUAUCUUUUAUAAAUUUUUGUGAAUUUUAGUUUAUAUCAGUAGACAUCAGAUAUAUUAAAACAUGAAAAUAUUUUCAGUACUAUAGCUUUUAAAUAUAAUGUUUUCCCAAAUUUUCUUAACUAUUUAAACAAUAACUAGUAAAAGAAAAAAUAAUAUGUAUGAUUUUUAUAAAAUAAAAGUGAGAAAAAUUAUUAAAAUCAUAAUAUUAUUAAAUAACUUAAAUUCAGCACAUAUUUUUUUAUCAACAAGACAUUAUAUUUUACUCAAUUUCAUGGUAAAUUAAAACAAAAUAAAAUUAUUACAAUAAACAUUUAAAUACAAGUAAUAAAAAGUAUAUAUAUGAUCAAAUGUAUUAUAUAAUUUACAUAUAACUGUACAAUUAUAUUUUAUUGAAUCGAUUUUUUUUUUGCUUUGAUUUGAUCAGUUUAUAUACCAGACCAUAUCUAUAUGUUGGGUUUUACCAAAUUGAAAACCCCUAAAUCCUUUUAGAGUUCUUUCGAAACUUAAGAACACUUACUUUUCUUUUUUGAAUCAAUUUGUAUAAAAACAUUUCUUCAUUGGUUAAUACAUUUAUCAAUUUGUAUAAAAACCCUGAAUUAGAUUUCUGUUGAAAACUCUUUUAUCGUAAUUUGACAAUUGAAAUAAUUAUGGGUCGUGUUUUAGAUCUAGCACAGAAUUUGGUGAACGAGUUAUUCAUCUUGAGAGAAUAGGUUUUGAGGGUUUCGAUGAGCGAGAAUCGUUAAACCUUAAGGUUGAUGAUUGAGCAUACGAAACCACACAUUUGAAAAUUGUGAUGACUGCAAUGUAUGAAUCAUGGUUCUAAAUAACCGACAUGGAAUUGAGUUUAAUAUACUAGGAAUUGAGUGUGUGCUAAUACAUGAUAAUAUCCUUUACCACUACAAUAUAAAAAUGAUACUUGUUAUUUUUUUUAUACUUGUUAUUUGAAAUCAAUUUUGUGUGUUUACAAAGUUUCCUCUUACCUUCGACCGUUUCCAUGUUUAAUUUGGUCCUAAUAUUUCUAUUGCCUGAGUCAGCUAGUUGUGGACAAGUUCAUAAUCUAAUGUAGAAAAAACUUAUGAUUGAAUUCUGAAAAUAUCCCCUAUAGUUUACUUGUUUCAGAAUCUUUUGUUAUAAAAGAAAAAGUUACGAAACAUCAAUUAAUUUAUUACAUAACUCAUAAUCUUUAUAUUCCAUUAAAGUUCUUAUUGUUUAUAAAUGUCAAACAGACUAAUCCUCAUCUAAAUAGCCUAAUAUGGCCCUAAUCCAUAGCAGACUUGAUUAUUUGAUCCGCCCAUGCAGCUUUUAUAUAUAUAUAUAUAUAUAUAUAUAUAUAUAAUAUAUACAUAUAUGUCUAGAUCUAUUUUACUAUUGGUCCUUUUUGAUAUCUCUGGUUUUUUUUUUUUGAUAAAUUCUAUCGACUGAGUCGGUUUCGAGAAAAACAUACUUAGUUCUACAGAGUGGACUAGCUAUUACACUGUUCAAAUUUGAAAUAUAUUCUGACUAAUGUUAAGGAGUGAACCACUAUGUAAGCCAAUUGGGUCAAAGUUCAAAUCUAAACUAGCCAGAUGAUGAUAAUUUAGUUCUUAAAAAGAAUUGAAUCAAUAAUUGAUGUGGAUACACACUAAACCUCAUCUAGUUUUAUGUACUAGGAAUUGAGUAUCUGCUGAUACAUGAUAAUAUCUUUUAAAACUUACAAUAAAAAAGAUAGGCUUGUUAUUUGAUAUCAAUAUUUGUGUGUUUACAAAUUUUCCCCAGUUUACCUUUGACCGUUUCCAUGAUUGGUCCUGAAUCCUGAUAUUUCUCUUGUCUAAGUCACCUAGUUGUGGACGAGGUCAUAAUAAAAUGUAGGAAAAACUUAUGACUGACUUUGUUACAAAGAAAAAACUUAUGACUAAAUUCUGAAAAUAUCCUCUAUAGUUACUUGUAAUCCCCAUUUCGACCGGUCUCGUCCUUUCUUUCUGCAAGGCAAUAACAGCUGUCAACGCAUUUUAAUUAAUGUCUUAAACACUAAGUUAAUGUCUUAAAUACUAAGUUCCAAAAAUUAAAGAUAAUAACAUAUACGAUUUAAGGAAACAAAAUCUCUCCCACCAUUUGUUGACCAUUCAAGAAGAUAUCGUAGAAAACCUCAAUCGCAAAAACCCUUAAGUACACACAACACUACAUUAAUACACCUAUCGAAUUAAAUUCGCCAUUAUAUUUUCUCUGACAAGUUUCGUUGGUUCGUAAGAAAACAAAGUUUGGUUUGCGUUUAUGGUUGAUGAAAAAUUAGAGAAGAAAUAACAUUUACAAAAUCUCGUCACUGAUUCUGAUUUCAUCCAAUAAGAGUAUUGAUUCUUGUUGAAUCUGAGAAACCUUUUGACUCAGAUUCCGGAGUCCAAACAAUGUUGGGUGAGACAUCUAGCAAGAAUCCAAGAAUCAGCCACGUGUCCAUUUCCACCGGAGAUAUCUGCAGCGAAUUCGGAAGCAGCUCCGAUUUCGCAAACUACACCGUCCAUGUCCCUCCGACGCCGGAUAACAAUCCGGCUCCGCUUCACAUCGCUCUCCAAGACAUCGACACCGGUUCAUCUUACAAAGACGACGACUUGGAUCAAACCGAACUGAGAAUCAGUGAAGAAGAAGAUGCCUUGCUCUACAAGGUAUCUCAGCCCUUAACCCGUGUUGUCAAAAUCUCUCCGAUCAUCAUCGCUCUGUAUCGGAUUUUAAUAUUUGUCCGGAUCGUAGCACUAUGUCUGUUUCUCUCUUGGAGAGUGACACACAAAAAUGAGAAAGCAGUCUGGCUAUGGUUGCUCUCUGUAAUCUGCGAAUUCUGGUUUGCUUUCUCUUGGUUAAUCGACCAAAUCCCUAGGCUGUAUCCGGUUAACCACGCAACCGAUACGGAAGCCUUGAAGGCGAGAUUCGAAUCACCAAACCCGAACAACCCGACCGGGAAAUCGGAUCUUCCUGGAAUCGAUGUGUUUGUUUCUACUGCUGAUGCAGAGAAGGAGCCUCCGUUGGUUACAGCCAACACAAUCCUUUCGAUAUUGUCCGUCGAUUAUUCUGUUGAGAAGCUUUCUUGCUAUCUCUCCGACGAUGGAGGGUCGCUUCUAACGUUUGAAGCAAUGGCUGAAGCUGCUAGCUUUGCGAAAAUAUGGGUACCUUUUUGCAGGAAACAUAAGGUGGAGCCGCGGAAUCCGGAAAGUUACUUCGGUUUGAAGAAAGAUCCUUACAAGGGUAAGGUGAGGCAUGAUUUUGUUAGAGAGCGAAGGUAUGUGAAAAGGGGUUACGAGGAGUUUAAGGUUCGGGUUAACGCGUUGUCUCAUUCGAUUAGAAGCAGAUCUGAUGCGUUUAAUAGCAAAGAAGAGAUUAAAGCCUUGGAGAAAUGGAAGAACUGGAAAGUGAAAGUUGAGGAAGACCAAGUCAAGGAACCAAGGCCUGCUAUAGUAGCUCCUAAAGCUACUUGGAUGAGUGACGGCACGCAUUGGCCUGGUACUUGGACUGUUCCUUGUCAGAACCAUUCAAGAGGUGACCAUGCUAGUAUUAUACAGGUGUUGCUUGAUCCUCCUCAAGAUGAACCGGAUAAUGAGAGAGGUGGUGGGGGGAGCGCGCUGGAUUUCGAAGGAGUAGACACUCGUUUACCGAUGUUUGUGUACGUGAGCCGCGAGAAACGGCCUAGUUAUGAUCAUAACAAGAAGGCAGGAGCUAUGAACGCUUUGGUCCGAGCCUCAGCUAUAAUGUCUAAUGGACCGUUCAUAUUGAACUUAGACUGUGACCACUACGUCUACAACUCUAUAGCCUUUAGGGAUGGGAUCUGUUUCAUGAUGGACCAAGAUGGCGACCGCGUCUGCUAUGUUCAGUUUCCGCAGAGGUUCGAAGGCAUCGAUCCCUCUGACCGCUAUGCUAACAAAAACACUGUUUUCUUCGACAUUAACCUGCGGGCUCUCGAUGGGAUUCAAGGUCCGAUGUAUGUCGGGACAGGGUGUUUGUUCCGAAGAACCGCGCUUUACGGUUUCGACCCGCCUGAUCUUCCUGUGGAGACAGAACCGUCUGGAGGCUGUUGCUGCUGUUUCCCACAGGAAAAGAAACGCAGUCCUGUAACCGUAGCUUCUCAACCAGCGUACUACGUCGACGUUGAGGAGGAAGAUCAGUUUGAUGUCAAUCUGAUUAGGAAGCAUUUCGGUAGCUCGAGUAUGCUAGUGAGUUCCGUAAAGGUCGCGGAGUUCCAAGGUAAGCCAUUAGCCAUGGGACAUUCGAGCAUACGUGGACGCCCUCCUGGCUCCUUGACAUGCGGCCGCGAGCCACUGGACGCUGCGGCCGUGAGCGAGGCGGUUAACGUGAUCUCAUGCUGGUACGAGGACAAGACUGAAUGGGGAAUCAGCGUCGGGUGGGUCUACGGAUCGGUUACGGAAGACGUGGUGACAGGUUUUAGAAUGCAUGAGAAAGGAUGGAGAUCCUUCUACUGCGUAACUGAACCAGACGCGUUUCGUGGAUCCGCGCCUAUAAACUUGACCGAUCGGCUCCACCAGGUUCUCCGUUGGGCUACAGGAUCAGUUGAGAUAUUCUUCUCCAGAAACAACGCUAUUGUAGCUGGUAGGAAACUCAAGUUCCUCCAGAGAAUCUCCUACGUCAACGUCGGAAUCUACCCGUUCACCAGCAUUUUCAUCUUAACCUACUGCUUCCUCCCUCCGUUUUCUCUCUUCUCCGGCCAGUUCGUGGUUGAUAGCCUUGAUCCAGCGUUCCUUAUUUACCUUCUGACCAUCUCUUUGUCUCUAUGUGGGUUAGCUGUUCUUGAAGUCAAGUGGUCAGGGAUCUCUUUAGAAGAAUGGUGGAGAAACGAGCAGUUCUGGUUAAUCGGUGGCACCAGCGCUCAUUUAGUCGCUGUUCUUCAAGGUUUCCUCAAAGUCAUUGCCGGAAUCGAAAUCUCCUUCACGUUGACUUCGAAAUCUUCAGGAGAUGACGAAGACGACGAGUUCGCUGAUCUCUAUCUGUUUAAAUGGACGUCUUUGAUGAUCCUCCCGUUAACGAUCAUAAUCUUGAACAUCGUGGCGAUUCUUUUCGCGUUUUGUCGGACCGUUUUCAGUGAUAUUCCACAGUGGAGCAAUCUCGUUGGUGGGACUUUCUUCGCCGUUUGGGUUUUGGUUCAUAUGUAUCCGUUUGCCAAAGGAUUGAUGGGAAGAAGAGGAAGAACUCCGACAAUUGUUUAUGUUUGGUCGGGACUUAUCGCUAUUUGCAUCUCUCUUCUCUACGUUACCAUUAAGAACUCGGAGCUUAAUGGAGGAUCAUUUCAGUUGACUUAAAAUAUUAUUUUUCUUAUGCAUGUGUUUUUAAUUAUUUUCUUGACUCUCUAUGACGUUGAUCUCGUUAAUCUUUUUCGUUUUAUUUCACUCCCUUGCUUACUAUUGAUAUUUUACUACUGCCUUUUUAUGCAUCUGAUCACUAGAGCUUUCAAAUGGUCCCUCCAUAUCAAUUGGACCAUUUCAGUUUUGGGUAAUAAUGGGUGGUUUAUAUUGCACCGGUCGGAUUUUUCAUUUCCAAGGAAAACUACUUUGACCUCUUAUGAGAAAAAUUCUCAAUUUCCCUUUUUUUUAAACACUGAUUGUAUUCGUAAUCUGAAAUUCAGAAAGAACAACUUACAUCCCUAACAACACACACCUCAUAGACAGAAGAUUGAGAGGAAAAAGAAAACAAAAAAAUAAAAGACACCAGUAGGUGUCAAAACAAAGCAUGAACAAAUGAAACAUGCUAGAGGCUCGACCGCCAGCGGGGAAGCUGCGAUAGCCUGUCAUGGAGAUUCUAUUGGCAGCCUUUGCUCGGAUAGUAGAUUACUAGCCAGCGGGGACCCUAGUCGCCAGAUAAUUGGUAGCGAUGGACCAGUGUAACGCUGAUAGCAAUGCUAGUAGCAACACCAUUCUUAACAAGAGAUACAUGCUUUAAACUCCAAUCAUCAAAAGGGCUUAGCUCCUUAUUGCUUUCACUCUAUAUUGGAAGUGAGAGUAAUGCAAAGGCUACAAGAUAGCAUCUUCAUCAUGAAAGAAGAAGAUCUCAUGUCGCAUGUUUGCCAAGAUUAGGGGACAAACUGUUAAAGCAUAAGAACAGACUUUUAAAACAAUUUGACUCUUCUUUUAUCCACAUUAGCGGCUUGAAAAGAAACCAGUUUUUGGAGAUCCGUCUCUGUUCUGAAACAUUAUGGUAGAAGCAAAUCGACACAGACCGUUGCUCCAUAAGGAUCCGGAAAUAAUGACAAAAACCAUGGCUCCACCAGGAGCCUGCAGUUCUAAAAAAUAACAUCAUACAAAACGAGAAGUGGACCUUAACCCUUUACCCUCACAAGGGCCUAAGCUAGGGUCACCAACCUCCACAUGCCACCACUGAGAACACACCAAGAGCAAGCUGAAAUCCACCCUCAGAAAGACUGUACUACUUUCACAGCAACUGAAAGUUGAAGAUAAGUCGAACCUAGACAAUGGCCGAGACAGGAAACCACCAUCCAGUCCAGCGAAAUCCAAGUGCGCCAUCAUCUGAAAGAGAUUAAGCCAGCAAAACAACCUCCUUGUAAUCCACACACACCCUCGUUGAAAUCAUCACCAAAACCAAGAUCUCUACAGUUGGAGAAGACUCAAGCACCACCACAGCUAGCCUUACGGAGAAAGAAGAAGUGAAUCCGGCGACCGCACAGGCGGCGGCCGCCAGAGAGACGAGAUCCGAUCUGGAAACCCUAGAGCCUCUUUUGGUAUUUUCUGAAUUAACACUCAAUUUCCCUUUUGGAACUUAAACUCUUACGUAAAGUUCUUGUUUCGAUAAUUAAAAAGUAAGAGAAGGUUUUUUACUAAUGAAUCGAUAUUCAAAAUCAUUCCACUCUGAAUUUUUUUUAAUCAAUGGUAGCGGUACUGGAACGAGUUAUUCCUUAUUAAGUCACAAUGGUCCAAAUAAAUGUCUAAUACCAAUAGAGACCAUGUCCAAAUGGACAUUUCCAUGGACACCUAAUAGUAUUUAUAGUUGUUUUUCAAUUAUUAUUCAAGACAUUUUACUUUCUAAAAUUUCGAAAUUAUGUUUUCUCUCCAAAAUGACAAAAUAUUUUUUUUUCUUGUCAAAACUAUGUUUUCCGCCAAAACCGAUAAAUUAAGUUUUCCCGGAAAAUUACGUUUUCCCACAAAAGUCAAAAGUUAAGUUUUUCCGCGAAAAUCGAAAAUUUACGAUUUUCCGCCAAAUCCGAAAAAUUACGUUUUCUCGUCAAAACUCAGAAUUCAUGUUUUCCUGUCAAAACCGGAAACUGCAUUUUAAGCCACAACCGAGAAAUUGCGUUCUCCCACCAAAACCUGGAAUUUACGUUUUCCUGCUAAAAUUGAAAAUUACGUUUCCCGCCAAAAUUGAAAAUUAUGUUUUCCCGCCAAAUUUGAAAAUUACGUUUUCCCGCCAAAAUUGUAAAAUUGUGUAUUUCCGCCAAAACCGUGAAAUUACAUUUUUCCGCCAAAACCGAAAAAUUAUGUUUUUACGCCAAAACCAGAAAUUUAUGUUUCCCACAAAACCGUGAAAUUGCGGUUUCCCGCCAAAAACGAGAAAUUAUGUUUUUCCGCCAAAACCUGAAAUUACGUUUUUCCGCCAAAACCUGAAAUUACGUUUUUCCGCCAAAACCAAAAAUUUAAGUUUUCCGGCAAAACCAUGAAAUAACGUUUCCCGCUAUGACCGUGAAAUUGCGGUUUCUCGCCAAAAUCGUAAAAUUGUCUGUGUUUCCGCCAAAACCGUGAAAUUAGUGUUCUCGCUAAAACUGUAGAAUUCCAUGAAAAUUGUGAUAUUAUGUUUUUCCGUCAAAAUUAUAAAUUAUAAAUUUUCUCGUUAAAACUAUGAAAUUGCGUUAAAUCUUUAUUUCCCGAUAAAACCAUUUUUUUUGUUAAAAUUGUAAAGCUAUGUUUUUUUUUGGGUUAAAAUCAUGAUAAUGUAUAUUUUUGGAAGCCCAUGAACACACAUUGUCCAUUUAGUCUUUACCCAGUUAGACCAUGUACCAAUUGGUCUUUUGUCCAAUUGGACUAUUUAUUAAUUGGGCACGUCCAUAGCCCGCCCAAAAUGAAUUAGACUAGGUUAGCCCAUGGAGAACCCGCCCAGUUGACACCUCUAGUGAUCACAUAAAGAUUACCUUUAUUACCUUAACCACGUAAGCUAUGUGCUUUUGAGGAUGUCAAAAAGUUUCUCUAUGUUUUACCGCUUUUGUGGAAAAAUCUGGAUGUGCUUACUGUCAUAUUAUGUAGUGGAGGUUGGUAAAAGGAGGGGAAAAUCCUAUAAACAUUUCCAUUAGUAGUAUUUUAAAAAAAGUUCUCGAUAAAAUUAUAAUAAAAUAUUAAUUAUGAUUUUAUUGUAUCAAAAAAUUUAAACAAAUACAAAAUAAUUAUACCCGUAGAUGGGAUAAAAAGCUAAUAAAAAAAUAGAUAAAAAAGAGGUGCAAUAUUUUUUAUUUUUGAUAACGAACAGCUAGAAAAGGUACGAGUUACAAAUGAUCAAAAUCAAUAGUUUAUAUAGAUAUAGAAAGUAGAAGUUUCUAUGCAUACAUAGGUGAUAGUGGACUCCACAAAAUUACAUUCAUACAGAUUCGUCGCUACUCGGUGCAAGUUUCUUUGAUGUCUUUUUCGCGUUUUACAACAUUUCCACUUGGAGAGUAUUGUCACACUAUCAUUUCUUACAUAAUGUAUUUGUUACCUCGUUAAAAAGAUAUUUUUGGAAAAUCUAGUUAGAAAACUAUAUAAAAUAAAAACAGUACAACCACACAAGCUCCUCCAUAAAAUGAACAUUAUGUAAUCUCAUAAGUUUUUUGGUGACUCAUUCCAAUGUUAUGAAUAUAUUUUCUGAAUACUGAGAUAGAAAGUGAUUUUUUGAAUAGAUCGAUUGCAUUGUCACAUGAUCAGACAUAUCUUACUUAAAUCUUUUUAUUCUUCUCGAGAUUUAGAGUGUAAGAAAAGAAUUUUAAGAUGUAUAUGUUUUGCUCUAUCGCUUUUGAUAUAUCGUUCCUUCAUUUGAGAAAUCCCACAUUAUCUUUCUGUAAAAUUGUUGGGACAUAUCUUCGUUAAUCCCAUUGCUUGAUCAGAUAUGUCGAUUUAUUGAUCUUAACCAUACACAUUCUAUACUUGCUUCACGGAGUGCAAUGAUCUUGGCAUGAUUCGAAAAGUCGCCAAAAAUGUAUGCUUUUGAGAAUGCACAGAUAUAGUGUGACUCCACUCGUGAAAACAUAUCUUGUUUGUAAUAUAGAUUUAUGUGGAUCUGAUAAAUAUCUUGCAUCUGCCAGACCAAUCAUCUCACCUUUAGAAUUUUCAGGAUACAGUAAACCUAAGUCAACAGUCCCUUUUCAAUAAUGAAAGAGAUGUUUAAUCCCAUUUCAAUGUCUUAGUGUAGGAGACAAACGGAAUCUUGCCGAAAUAUUAAUGGCAAAUGAAAUAUCAGGUCAAGUACAAUCUACACAAAGGCUCAAUUGCACCUAAAUAUGAUGCUUCGGGACCAAGUAUCUCCUCAUUUUUCUCAGGUGGUCGAAAUGGAUCAUUUUUGACAUUAAUUGAUCUAAUGAAGAGUGCUCAGAGCAGUUGAUUUAUCCAUGGUAAAGCGUUUCAACACUCUAUUAAUAUAUGUGGAUUGAUGCAUAAAUAUAUCCUUUUGAGAAUGCUCAAUUUUCAGGCCUAAACAAUACUUUGUCUUCCCGAGAUCUUUCAUCCUAGAUUCUCCUUUCAAAUACUCUGAUGCGUUUUUAUUUCCUUUUGACCUCCAAUAAUAUUAAAAUCAUCAACAUAUACCGCAUUAUCACAAAUUCGGUUGUUGUUUUCUUUAUUAAAACACAUGGGUAUAUAUGAUCAUUUAUGUAUCCUUCUUGAGUUAAAUGUUCGCUGAGACAAUUAUACCAUAGAAGUCCAAAUUAUUUUAGCCCAUAUAAUGAGAUUUGUAAUUUUGUUGCGCAUAACUCUUUAGGUUUGGAACUUAAUGAUUCUGGCAUUUUAAAUCCAUAUGGGAUUCUCAUAUAGAUAUCAUUAUCUAAUGAUCCAUAUAAAUAUACAGUAGUGACAUCCAUGAGACGCAUCUCGAUAUUUUUAUCAGCUGCUAGACUCAUCAAAAGUUUAAAUUUGAUUGCAUCUAUAACACAAGAAUAUCUUUUUUUUUCAUAAACAUAAUCAUAUUCUCUUUAUUUAGAUUCCCGGUUCUGACUUGUGAAACAUUGGGAACUCGUUAUUUUCUAGGAUUAAUUUGAUAUAGCUUUCGAGCAGUGUUGACGGGGAUAGAGGUGAUAGAGUACGAUAAGGCUAAGGCCGGGAAAAAGGCCAUAAAUUAUCCAAAAUAUGAUGAUAUGUUCAGUCUAUACCCGACUUAUAUGGCGGUGGAAAAACAUACCCAAUAUUUUAUAAAAUUCAAAUUUCAUGCAUAAUCUAUUCGUUUUGUGCAAAAAUCUAGUGUCACCCCGCCAAUAAUUUAAAAAAUCCAUUAUGGUAACUUGAUUUUUUUAUCUUGUUUUAGUACUUACAUAAAAAUUAAUUUGCACUUGUGGAUAAUGAAACCGAGGACCAUAUUGCAUUCACAAUAUAACUCAACCACUGUGUUAUGACGUAAUUUAACAAUGUGUUAAUAAUAAACAUGAUAAGUGACAUUUUGGUCUUUGUAUUAAAAAGAUAAAUGAAACAUGUUUGAUCCUUGAUAUGUAUGGUGUUUACGUUGUUCUCGUCUCCGUAUUGUGGAGCAGAUGAAGAGGAAGAAGAAGGUGAAGUUGUUGUUCAGGAAGAUUAUGCUCAUAUAGGUAAAUGGAGACGAACUGUUAUUGUGCGGUGUGGGUGGUUUUUCUCUAGGAUUUUCCUUUUCUUUUUCGGGUUUAUUGGAUUCAUGAGAGCUAUCCAGAUAGAGAUUCAGUAAUAUAUUCUAAUCACAAAAACCACUGAUUAUGACUGUUGGAGAGUGGUUGAAGUGUUGAUGAGAAGCCAUGGAAAAGUGAAUGAACUCUGCAUAAUACACAUACCAGAAAAUUACUUGUUAUUAAUAUUAUUUUGUAACACAAUUGUUAAAUGACGUUAUAGCAUAGUGGUUGAGUUAUAUUGUGACUGUGAUAUAAACUUAGGUUCAAUUCUAAACAAUUGCUAUUUUUUUAAGUAAGCAACAAAAUGACGUCAUUUCAAUAUAAUCGAUUAAAAAUAAAUAAUAAUUUUAUUAAAUUAACAUACAUUUUAGAUAUAACAGAUUGAUAGGUUUUCACCCAAAAGGAAUAGAUUAUGUAUGAAAUUUUAAUUUUACAAAGAUGAGGUAUGUUUUUGCACAACCAUAUAAGCCAUGUAUAGAUUGAACAUAUCAUCAUAUUUUGGGUAGGUUAUGAUCGUUUUCCUUGCUAAGGACAAACCACUUAAUCACCUAAGUGAUUUUCGGUUAUUUGUUGUGAUUGUUGAGUGAGCGGUUAGUGCCUGCAAAACAAGAGUAAUGUUCUUCAUAUAUUUAACAUUUUCAUGACUUUUGAAAACUCGAUUGCUCACUCCUUUACCAAGUGUUACUAGAAUAUCUGUGGGCUGGCUUUGAGAAAAAAUUUUGGCCGUGAGACGUGCUUUUUAUCUUAUAUAUAAUAUUUUUUUCUCAUUCAUUUUCGAAAAAUAUCCAUUUAUAUCCAACAAGUUUCACAGUUUUCGGAAAGAGUACAAUAAGUCUGAAUACAUUUUGUUUUCUAAGUUAAUCUAGUUUGACUUGAAUGACAUCUUUCCAUAUUAUCCAGAUAUGUCUAUUUUAACAAUGUAUACAGACUUUGGUUCUACAUCUUUAUUUUUUUCAUCUUUUUCCUUUGCUAAGAGGUACGAGAAAACAUCAUCUAUAUCAUCCAUCUCAUUUCGUUUACAUAUAUUUCUAUUAUGGAUGUAAAUGAAAGAAAACUCGUGAUUUCUUUCAUAUUCAUGAUCCUAUGUAUUGUUGUUAGAUUCAUGAUUCGCUUCUUCGAAAAUAGUUUUUGUUAUUCUGGGAGUAUCAUGCUUUUCAGAUUUCUUUAGUUUUCUAGGAUUUUUAUCCAUCAAACCAACAUGUCUACCUCGUUUCAAACGAUUCAUGUUUAUCAACUGUCAUUUCACAUUUUAUAGUACUUCCAUACAAACAAGAGUAUUGGCAGUGUGUAUAUGUGGUUUAGUUACCAUUUUGAUAUCUGCAAAUGUACAAUGUAGUUGAUUUAUAAUAUUUUGUAAAUACAUGAUACAUCAAAAUAUACUUUUCACUGUUUUGUAGGAUGAUCAAGGUGUAAUAGAAAUGAUACACUCGAUUUGAUUUAUUUUCCUACUUGUUUAUUUUUCUCCUAGAAUUGCAAAUUUUUUCUCGUUGAAAUGACAAUCGGAAAAAUUGUUUUUUGCGAUCCCAUUUUUGUACGAUGUGGUGUGGUUCCAUUGGAAAUUAUACCACACAACCAAAGAUUUUUAAAUGAGUUAUAUUUGAUUCUAUACCAAAUGCUAACUAUAAUGGGGGAAUAUUUUUUUAACUCAAAAUUUUUUUCUUAGAAAUGAAAAACAUAAGGCAUUAUUUAUGGAUAGUUUUGUUCCAUUAGGAAACAUAUGACAUGCUUUGUUGUUUCCUUCGAUAAGUUUGUAGGACCUGAUAUUAUGUUGACCAUCAUUUUUGCCGACUUGAAGUUAGAGAAAUAUCUCUUAUGUUUCAGUAUAGUGUGUGUUAUAACUACUUAGAAUACAAUUUUCUCUACCAAUUUGCUUGGUUGUUGUUACAUUUUCAUUUUUAUCCAUUUCUUUAAUAAACAGAUAAUAACACUAAAAAAAUCGUAAAUAAACAUAUUAUAGUUAAUGGUUAUAAGCACCAAAUAAUUCUACAUUAUGCAAUAAUUAUACAUUAGUUGUUUUGAAAUAAUAUUAUUUUGGUAAUUGAAAUACAUAAUAAUAAUAAUAAAAAAUUAUGGCAUCACUGGCAUUAUUGAGCUUGAUUACUACAAGCAUUUUAGUAUGAAAAUGAUUGGUCUUAAGAAAUCACCCAAAAAAUUAGAGAACUAAAUAUAUGUUGAUGGUGUGCCCUCGAAGUGUUCAUUAAGAUUUACUUCAUUUUCCUUGCCGUAGAUGGUCUCUUGGUACGAGUUACAUAGAUGAAGAUGAGUUCUACACACUUGGGCCCAAUGUUCUUUUGAUCUACAUCUGUAACAGUCAUUCUCAGUUUUAUGAGUAAGAUUCUUUCAAAAUUUUAUCCCUUUUACACUACCAAAUCGAUUCCAUGUUUUAAAUCUCCUUGCUCUUAAGUUGUAACCCCUUUUAUGACCACCAUUAAACCAAUGGCCAUGAUUACGGGUAUCCUCAAUAUAGCAAAAUUAUAGGUUUUCACCUUUUCAAAAUCUUAAAACCGUAGAUUCGUCACCAUCGAGUGCAUGUGGAAGAGUUAUUUUCUUCUGGUUAUCAAACCUCUCUUUUAAAUCUUUCUAAAGAUCUAUGGAUCUUUUAUUCUCUAAUAAUCAUGUGUGAGAUUUUUAUAUAGAUGUUUUCUCAGAAAUAUUACAGCUUUAGUCUUUCCAUGAGAAGCAAAUUUAUUUCCUUCUUUUAUUGGGUCUAGUAAUUUUUCUGAAUCUAGAUGAAGCUGCAUAUUGGUCAUCCACGCUGUUUAAUUUACUCCAGUUGCUUUGAGAGCCGGAAUCUGAAAUUUCUCGAUAUUUACCAUUUGAUUUUAUAAAACAAUAUUAUAAAAAAAUUUAGAAUACCAUAAUAUUUUUAAAUAGACCAUCUACAUUAAAUAUACAAGCAAUUACAAGAAAAAAAUAUCACAUAUAAACGUAAACUGAUAUUUAUGUUAAACUCUUUAGGAGUAAAUUUUCCAGCAAAGAGACGAUAUAUUCAAGAAAAACUACAAUUGCAUAUAAAAAUAAAAAAAACAAUCGAAUCUUCUUUCUUGCAAGAGAAAAUCAGAAGAGAAUUCUUUGAAUAUAUUUGAGAGAAGUUGAAAUGUUUGGAUGAAAUGAAUGAUGAAACAUAAAUGUAUCUAUAGAUGAAUAUACUGUUCAUAGCUGUUUAAAAAAGGUAAAAUUUUGAUUUUUUUUUUCUAUGUGACUGUGGGUAUUAAAGCAUUUGAACCGAAAAUUAGUCUGAAAUAUUUUUAAAACAGUCAAUCAAAUCCAAAAAAAAUCAUUAUAUUUUAUACAAGUAAUUAUCAAUAGUAUUAUGAUGAUAAGAUAAUUAACAUUAGAACAAAAAAUUAUACGGUGGCUCAGUCAAGCCAAUCAGCCAAUCUAUAUUGUUAAUAAAUAAAUUAUUAUGAUUCAUUACCAAAUAUUGUUAUAAUAUGAGGCAACAAAUCACUCACAUUAACAUAAGUAAAAAAUGGUAGGGUAAAAGAGAGGAGAGAAAGAAGAAGUACAGUUACAAAUGAUCAUAAUCUAUAGUUUAUUUAGAGGUGAAAAUUUAAAGUUAUUAUUCAUGCAUAAUGAUACUGAUCUCCAGAUAAAUAACACACACACAAAUUUAUCACAAUUUGCUGCAUCUUUAUUUAAUUUUUUUUCUUCACAUUUUGCAACAAAUUAAUUUUAAUGGAUAUUCCAAAUUUUGUAUAUUAUCCACUAUUUUCUCAAAUAAAGAAAAAAAUAACAAAAAAACAGGUAAAACAUGGCACAACCUAGCUUUCUCUCUAAUAGCUCAACUUUUUAUAUUACUAAGAUAUUGGCUACUUGUUAGAAAUUUUAAUUUAUUAUUGUUUUCAGCAAUUUAGUCCAAAAACUAUGUAUGAAUAAAGUAUCUCUUCAAUCGUCAAUUCAUAGAGAUUGAACGGAAAAACAACCAAUUCCGACAUCAACACUACUAUGCGGUCCCGGUCAGGACAUAUACUGAUCACAUGUGCUAAAACAUACGUCAACUCAAAAAUUGUUUGAAUUUCAUACAUCAAUUCAUAAAUAUUGAUUUUUGCAUACAUUGACUAACAUUGACCCAAAAUUCGUGAUUUGGCCAUUUAUUAAUGUUGAUGUGGCAUUGAUGUUUCAUAUGAAUCAUCUUAAAAUAUUCCUAAUACAAAACAACGUCAUUUCGUUAAAUAUAUAAAAAUAUUUUUUUUAAAGAAAACAUGAAGUUGAGUAGAGUUGAACCAUGGUGGGGGUGAGGUUCGAUUUAAUCCAUAAGUCCAUGUGCUAUUUUAUAUUCUUAGUUCCACUAUAAUAAUAUAUCACUUAAAGCUUUAUUUUUCCUUCUAACAUUAAAUUUAUUUCAAAAUUUUGAUCACUGAGUUUUGAAUAACUACCGAGAACUAUAUCACAUUUAUUUGGUAUGGAGUAAAUAAUUUUUUUCUUGCAAUUAGAAUAAAAUGAUGUGAAACUGUUUAUUCAAUCAAUUCUCAUAAAACAAUAUUACUUACUUUGAAUAAAAUGGAAUGAUUAUGUCAUAAAUGAUCCAUACAAGACAACAAACAAAUUUUUAAGAGAAAUAUUCCACUACAAUUGUAAGAGAAUUUUAUUUCAUUUAUUUUUAAUCCAUACCUUUCUUUUUAUGUUUAUUAUUAGUAUCUUUUUAAGAUUUCUGACAUUUUUAUAACUUUUAUAAUAUGGCUGGAUCUAUUUAUUAUAGGCUAAUAUUGUAUCAUAACAUUUGUGACUGCUAAUUUUUAAGCUAAGACUGCUAGAACUUUUCGUAGGGAGUUACUUUUUAUUGGUUGUUUUAUUCAGGUCUGGUUACCCAAACCACCUCAAGUUUGAGUAAUAGAAUGACCGUUUGACGUAAAAAAAACAUUUGUGACAAAAACAGUAAAAACGCUUGCAAAUUGUAGUAGAUAUAUUAUUACAGAAGAAUUUUUUACAAGAAUAUGACAUAGCACAAUGGCUUAUGAAAUAAAUCCACUCUCAUUCCUUUUCCACGAUGGUUCAACUCCAGUCAACCUCAUGUUUAAAAAAAUAUAUAUACUAACGAUACGACGUAGUUUUGUAUUACAAAUAUCUUAAGCUCAUUCAUAUACCACGUCAUUAUUAAUAAACCGCUAAAUCACGGAUUUUGGGUUAACGUUAGUCAAUGUAUGUAAAAACCGAUUUUUAUGAGUUGAUGUAUGAAAUUCAAAUAAUUUUUUGAGCUAAUGUAUGUUUAAGCACAUAUAAUCAGUAUAUGUCAGGGACUACAUAGUAGUGUUGAGGUAGGAAUUGGCGGUUUUCCCGAGAUUGAGUUGUGUUAACAAAAGCAGUUAGAACCUGUCUUAUGAAUUUGAAAUGCUUUCCAAAUAAUUAUUCUUUUGAUGGAAAUCUCUUUAUUUUCUUUCCAGGAAGAAAUAUGCAAAGUUUGUUUCUACGCAUCUUUGUUCAAGUAGGCAUGGCCUAUGCGAAAUUGUUAUCUCGACAUUUCUGGCUCAUUCUUGUAAAUGAUGUGAUUCUUUGGUGGUUUCAGCUGUUUAUUUUGCUAGGACUGAUUUUGACCCCAACAGAUAGUCGUGUGAAAUUAUGACGAGGUAAAUAUAAGCAUUUAAGUGAAAUUAAUGGCUUAAGUGUCGCCUUCCUGAUCCUAAGUGUUUCCGAAAACGAAGUGAAUAUUAAUGUGGAUAAAAUUUUCACCUACAUAUUUGCUUGCUCAUCUCUCCAAAAUGUUUUCUAAAGUAGAGAAAAAAAUUGUUAUCUCUUUGCUUUGCAAAAACUCUUGCCUCAAUGUCUCUCAGCAGUUUUGGUAGAAGAGUGACGAGAUAUUUUCCGCUCUCAAAUCGUGAUUAUGAAAGUGGGUUAAAUGAUCAGUCUCCUGAUCACAUUAAUGGGCUUCACCCGUUGGGUUUCUCUCUAGGUUGAUAUAUCAGGUCCAACAUAACAAUUUUUCUUUGUUUUAAGAUAAACUUAUAUUGAACAACCAAAAUCACUUCUUGUGAUGAUUUUCCAAACAAAUUGACAAAUAGUUAUUUCAAAGAACUUUAAAUAUAUUGGAACGUCAAUAUGCAAAGACAAUCUUAGCCGGUGAGUUUUCUAUAUCAUAUUGUGCUUUUAUUAAUGUGUCAUAUUUAAGUUUUUUUUUACAAGUUCUUCAUUCAAAUAUUUUGUGUGUUUAGACAUUAUUGUUGAAGUUGUGAAUGUUAGACCUUUAGUAGAUCUCAUUGCAAAAAGAAAAUCUUCAGCUAAGUUAUAAUUAACUACACAUAAUGUAUGAUUUAUUCAUCGUUUAAUUUAAUUUUAUAGUAUUUUUAUAAACAUGAUGCUAAUUUGAUUCUUUAAUGUUUAGGGAUACACGUUUAAUAUGCACAUUGUGGUAUGAGUAUGUAAAGUAAGUAUCAGAAUUUUUAAAAUCUAAUGAAGCAUCAUGUGUUGUAUCUAAUGAAGCUUCAUCUUUGCCAUAGCCACCAGGAAAAUAAAGCUAUUGAAGGACAUGCACACAGCCUGGAGAGUCCAUUCAAUGGGCCGUUAGUGAUAUGAUCAGUACUCUUCAACAGAGGAUCAUGUUUGAGUCAACAUGUGAGAUGGCAAGGGAGACGUUCUUGAACCCCUCUGGAUUUCCCCAACACCAACCCCUUACGUAUGAUAUCUCCUCUCGCCUAUGUCUUUUGCAUGAUUGAAGCUUCCACCAUUGUGUACUGGAGAAGAAUAUUGUAGCUCAUGAUAUAGCUGAGAGUGUGACUUCCGAUCGUCACUACCAUUCUUAUAUUGCAUCUGGAGGACCAUACUGGGUGCAACAACGGAUUGAGAAGGAAGCUCGCGCCUAAUCUCUCGAUGUUGUGCCCCUUGUGUUUUUAAUUUUGCUCUGAAGGUGUGGUGUCUACUGACAUCUUUUCAAAUUAGAGAUUUAUGUUCUUUCUUUUGAUUAUUUUUCUCUUUGUUGGGAUCACAUACACCUUGGCCGUUAUGGUCGGUACUUUGUCUGAACCUCCAUGGUUUCUUUUAAAGCUAAUCUAAUCAGUGUUAAAAAA
Messenger RNA from Brassica rapa (field mustard), 18890 nucleotides. RefSeq names its product putative cellulose synthase-like protein D6. Gene Ontology annotation, cellular component: membrane. Lineage: Eukaryota; Viridiplantae; Streptophyta; Magnoliopsida; Brassicales; Brassicaceae. Gene Ontology annotation, biological process: cellulose biosynthetic process. The record is from RefSeq and is a predicted model, not a curated record. Gene Ontology annotation, molecular function: cellulose synthase (UDP-forming) activity.